GCCGCGUCACUGACUGAAUGUCAUUGGAUUUAUAAAUACGAUCAGCUCCAGAAAUAGGUGGCUACAGGUUUUCCAGGCGUAUCGACUAAAAUAAAUUAGCCUGGAUUCGGUUAACAAUAUUAUUGUCUUGAGCGUACGCGGCGACCGACAAUAGUGAGUCUCUCUGCUUUCGCUUCUGCUUUCCUAUUAUUUUAAUUUGUGUCGCUAUGGAUGAGGAUGAAAUGCAACAGUUUUCUUUGCGCUGGCAUAAUCACCAGAGUAGUGUAAUCGGCGCCCUAGGGCGCAUGCUGAGCACCGGAGCCCUAACUGAUGUCACCUUGAACGCCAGCGGGACUUCGCUGCGGGCCCACAGGCUGGUACUGGCAUCAUGCAGCCAGUACUUCGCGCAACUUUUCAAGGAGGUGGAGGCUGAAAACACCCUCGUCGUAGUCCUAAGCUGCGAAGCUACGGAACUGCGGUUAUUGCUGACGUUCAUGUACACGGGGGAGGUCACGGCGUCUAAGGAGGUGCUGCCGUCGCUGCUGCGGCUGGCGCAGACCCUCAAGGUGUCCGGGCUGACCGACGCUGACACUAACCCAACCCCACACCCAGCCGAACCAGAACCUCAAGAACCCCGACAAUCUCCAACUUUUGAGCCCAAACCCGACUUACCCGACCCAAAAAGCUUCGACGAGCCAAUGGAGAAAGAAUACACGAGCGGGAUGCACGAUGCGAUCAGAAACGAGAAGGACAGACUGAGCAAGCUGGAUCAGAUCGUGCAGAAUUUGUAUAGUACACACAAGAUUGGCAAUCCAGUUGGGAAUAUGACGCCUCCGAUUAUGCCUAAUUUAGCAGAUCCCCCCGAACCGUUCGACCGCAAAUGGCGUCUCAACAGCUCGGUAUGUACCAUCUGUCACAAGCGGCUCAGCAACCAGUACAACCUGCGCGUGCACAUGGAGACGCACGCGGGGCGGCGGCACGCGUGUCGCGCCUGCAGCCACGUGUCGCGGUCGCGCGACGCGCUGAGGAAGCACGUCGCGUACCGACACGCGACUAACCGGGAUAAGGCGAUCUGAC
Molecule: messenger RNA, 1056 nt
Organism: Cydia amplana
Lineage: Eukaryota; Metazoa; Arthropoda; Insecta; Lepidoptera; Tortricidae
Product: protein bric-a-brac 1-like
Exons: 5
Coding region: 207-1055 (282 amino acids)
Biological process (GO): regulation of transcription by RNA polymerase II
Cellular component (GO): nucleus
Molecular function (GO): protein binding
Source: RefSeq, a predicted model, not a curated record